AUGAGAUGGUUUGAUUCCAGUGUUCAGAUGAAAUUCAGGAACCUUCCAAUGAUUGCCAUUGAUUGCGCCUUUGCCCACUGGAUUGCGAACAUAUGCGACGCCGAGCGGAGAGCCGCACUGCGCCCGAGCUGUGAAUAUCUGCCCUUCGACGGCGGACCGAGAAUCUGCCUAGGACAGCAGUAUGCGCUUACCGAGGCGAGUUAUGUGACGGUGCGCAUGUUGCAGGAGUUCAAGGCCAUGUAG
Plenodomus lingam JN3 is the source of this 243-nucleotide messenger RNA. Lineage: Eukaryota; Fungi; Ascomycota; Dothideomycetes; Pleosporales; Leptosphaeriaceae. The record is from RefSeq and is a predicted model, not a curated record.